AUGAGUAGCGGUGGCGAAAAUGAUCACUUUUAUAGUUUUGAUGAAAGUGAUUCCAGUUCUAUUGAACUUUAUGAAUCCCACAAUACAUCUGAGUUUACCAUACAUGGACUAGUUUUCCCGAAGUUAAUGAGUGUAACAAGCCAAGAGUCAGAAUUUGACAUCAAUGAAGAUGAAGAUGGAGUCGAUACCAUAUACGAGGGGAUGCUAGAUGCUCCUCUUACGAAAAGCAACAAAAGAAUAUUGUGUGAAGGAAGCGUACCGAAUCUCAACUAUGAGUGCUUAACGACCAAGGGUAUAUUUGAAAGAAUGCUUCAAAGAGUUGACCAUUUACAACCCAUUUUUGCAAUUCCAUCUGCAGAUAUAUUGAUAUUAUUACAACAUUAUGAUUGGAACGAGGAACGUUUAUUAGAGGUUUGGACCGAAAAAAUGGACAACUUGCUUGUAGAGCUUGGCUUAAGUACCACGGCGAAUAUCAAGAAAGAUAAUGAGUACAAUUCACACUUCAGAGAAGUUGAGUUCAAAAAUGACUUUACAUGUAUUAUUUGUUGCGAUAAAAAGGAUACGGAAACAUUUGCAUUGGAAUGCGGCCAUGAAUAUUGUAUCAAUUGCUACCGUCAUUACAUCAAGGAUAAGUUGCAUGAGGGGAAUAUCAUUACAUGCAUGGACUGUUCCUUAGCAUUGAAAAAUGAAGAUAUAGAUAAAGUGAUGGGACAUCCUUCGAGUAGUAAAUUGAUGGAUUCUUCUAUCAAAAGUUUUGUUCAAAAACAUAAUCGCAAUUAUAAAUGGUGCCCAUUUGCAGACUGUAAAUCCAUCGUGCACUUACGAGAUACGUCUUCGUUGCCAGAGUACACCCGUUUGCAUUAUUCACCCUUCGUUAAGUGCAAUUCGUUUCACAGAUUCUGUUUCAAUUGCGGAUUCGAAGUUCAUUCCCCAGCAGAUUGUAAAAUAACGACUGCUUGGGUUAAGAAGGCCAGAAAAGAAUCCGAAAUUUUGAAUUGGGUUUUAUCCCAUACUAAGGAAUGUCCAAAAUGUUCUGUCAAUAUUGAAAAAAAUGGUGGUUGUAACCACAUGGUUUGCUCAAGUUGUAAAUAUGAAUUCUGUUGGAUUUGUGAGGGUCCCUGGGCACCCCAUGGUAAAAACUUUUUUCAAUGUACAAUGUACAAGAAUGGUGAUGAUAGCAAAAGUAAGAACCCUGAAGACGCUAAUAAAACUUUGAAGAAAUAUACAUUUUACUAUAGAUUAUUUAACGAACAUGAGGUUUCAGCCAAACUGGAUUGGAACCUGGGGCAAACAGUGGGUACAAAAGUUCAUGCAUUACAAGAAAGAAUGGGCAUUUCAUGGAUUGAUGGACAGUUUCUGUCAGAAAGUUUAAAAGUGCUAAAUGAGGGGCGAACCGUCUUGAAGUGGUCAUUUGCCGUGGCAUUUUAUUCGGAUGCAUCUCACAAUUUGACGAAGAUUUUCGUCGAUAAUCAAAUGCUUUUAGCUAACGCAGUGGAAUCUUUAUCAGAGCUAUUGCAAAUAAAAAACCCGGAAGUAAUCAUGAAAAGAAGGCCGGAGUUUUAUAAUAAGGCCGGAUACGUGGAAAACAGAACCACUGCGUUAAUGGAGUGUGGUAGAGAACUACUAUGCAAGGGGAUUUGCAAAGUCGUAGAAUGA
Saccharomyces paradoxus is the source of this 1656-nucleotide messenger RNA. It is a transcript of the gene HEL1, whose product is annotated as E3 ubiquitin-protein ligase HEL1. Gene Ontology annotation, cellular component: ubiquitin ligase complex; cytoplasm. Gene Ontology annotation, molecular function: ubiquitin conjugating enzyme binding; ubiquitin protein ligase activity; zinc ion binding. The coding region runs from base 1 to 1656 and encodes 551 amino acids. The record is from RefSeq and is a predicted model, not a curated record. The transcript has a single exon. Gene Ontology annotation, biological process: positive regulation of proteasomal ubiquitin-dependent protein catabolic process; ubiquitin-dependent protein catabolic process; protein polyubiquitination. NCBI's taxonomy places the organism in Eukaryota, Fungi, Ascomycota, Saccharomycetes, Saccharomycetales, Saccharomycetaceae.